AUGAGAGUGAAUUUUGGUGCUUACAUUGCUCAAAUAAUUUUAUUAGCUGGAUUUUACUGGAUUGAAGCUGAUACAUCUGAUAUUAGUGGUGCUCCAGAUAUUUCAAGAUGGACUUUUUGGGGGUUAUCAUCAAAAGAUGGUAAAUCUAACAAAAGAGAACAAUUAGCUCCAGCUUACCCAUUCUCACCAGUUGAUAACUUUGAUACUACUGAAAAUGUUCCAAAAGAUUUCCAAUCAAAUGAAAAAGUUUACUACUACUUGUCAAGAUUCUCAUUCGCUUUCUUCUGGAUUGCUUUAGCUUUUGUUGGUGUUUCUUUAUUAAUCUCAAUCUUUUCAGUCUUUUCCUAUUCAGUCAUUAAAGUUAACUCAUGGUUAACCACUUUAGCUUUAUUAUUUGAUGCCGGUGCUGUUGCUUUCAUUACUGCUGUCGCUGUUUUAGGUAGAUCAGCUUUCAAAAGUGACAACAAAUACGUUCAUUUAGGUCCAGCUUUAUUAGGUAUUGCAUGGGCUUCAGUUGCAAUUUUAAUUAUUUUAUUCUUCUUAACUUGGGGUGAAUUAAUCGCUGCUUCUUACAAAAAACAUAGAACUAGAGUUCAAAAUGAAAAAGCUGAAGAAAACAACGCUUAUGUCCCACCAGCUCAAAAUGAUCAAAUUCCAGCACCACCAGCUCAACAAACUCAAUAUGCUAAUGAAGACCCAUAUGCUACUCAAAAACAAGAAAACUUGAACAACACUGAUAGUGGUAUUAAAUUCUUCAAAAUUAGACGUCAUAACAAAGAAGAUGGUGAAUCUGUUUAA
Molecule: messenger RNA, 798 nt
Organism: Hansenula ciferrii
Lineage: Eukaryota; Fungi; Ascomycota; Saccharomycetes; Phaffomycetales; Wickerhamomycetaceae
Gene: SUR7
Product: Sur7p
Exons: 2
Coding region: 1-798 (265 amino acids)
Biological process (GO): cortical actin cytoskeleton organization; endocytosis; septin cytoskeleton organization
Cellular component (GO): plasma membrane; cell cortex; membrane raft
Source: RefSeq, a predicted model, not a curated record